This is a messenger RNA of Orussus abietinus, 3461 nucleotides long. RefSeq lists its product as uncharacterized. The coding region runs from base 1 to 1437 and encodes 478 amino acids. Gene Ontology annotation, molecular function: ubiquitin conjugating enzyme binding; ubiquitin protein ligase activity. The record is from RefSeq and is a predicted model, not a curated record. NCBI's taxonomy places the organism in Eukaryota, Metazoa, Arthropoda, Insecta, Hymenoptera, Orussidae. Gene Ontology annotation, biological process: proteasome-mediated ubiquitin-dependent protein catabolic process; multicellular organism development. Gene Ontology annotation, cellular component: cytoplasm. The transcript is spliced from 4 exons.
AUGGCUGUAUCAAUGACAAUUACACCGGCAUCCGAUGAGGUAUUUGUGCUCAAAUUGAACAAUUAUGAGGAUUCUGCGUCACGAAGCAAAAAGUGCUGCGGAUUUCAUUUAAGUCGAUCAAAAUGGGACCCUUAUCCUUGGAUUGGAUCCGUCGAACGCGGAAGUAUUGCCGAAAAAGCAGAUUUGAAGUCUGGUGAUUGCCUUCUAUCUAUUAAUGGCACGGACGUAGUAGGUUUACGUGUAAAAGAAAUAGCUUCCUUGAUACGAACAUAUGAAAACGAUGAGUUAAGCCUUCGAGUUUUUCGCAGCAACCAAGAAACAUCUAAACAUUCUGAAACAGCCGGAGGCAACGUUACGGCUUUAGAAGGCCCUUUACCAGAAGUAGCAAAAAAGCUGGCAAAUGCAAUUUCUGGAACAGUACGAGCCUUGGAAUGUCCUGUAUGCCUUGAAAGUGCAGCUUCCCCGGUAUCGCAGUGUGUCCACGGUCAUAUACUGUGCGUAGGAUGUAGGCCGAAGGCAAGUCGUUGUCCAGUCUGUAGGGUUCGGCUUGGUCAAGGUAGAUGUCUUCUGGCGGAUCAGAUUCAUAGAAGCCUGAGAGAGGCCUUUGACAUUCAACAGUCGCAGGGAUGCCGUUCCUUGAGAGAGAAAAUAUUUGGUAAAAAUCGAAGAACAGAAUCAGCAGGGCCUAGUGGCACAAAACCAGAACGAUUACUUACAAAACUGUUAAAAGGAUUUGAUAAGGCUGCCUCCGCUGAAAACCUAUCCUGUUCUUCGCAUGGAAAUUCUAAAGAUUUUAGAUCCAGAUCAGAGCUGAGUGUGGCUGACCGUACAAAAUCAGCUAGUACCGGAGAACUUAGUCCCAAUUCUGAUUGUGAUGAAAGAAGUCCUUCGAGAUAUGGUAAAAGGCCCUCAGAAUACGAAGAUGAAUCUCCAAGGUUAUCGCAGCUGCAAGUGGAGACUCCAGUGUGGGGUGGCUCAAUUGAUUCUGUCACAACAGGAACUAUUAAAUGUCCACUUGGCUUAAGAAGUCAUUGUAAUGAGAUGCUUACGCAAGAAACACUAAUGGAUCAUCUUGGUAAAAUGCACGAAGGACCCCAAGUGCACUUUUAUGGAGGUCGUGCAACAAUACCUGUACCUCUUCCCUUUGGACAAAAUGCAAUUUACUUACUACAUCAUGGUGGUGAAGUAUUUUUAUUUCAGCAAAAGGAUGAGGUGGCCUGGAUUACAGCCAGCAGUGUUACAAACAGUUGGGAAUGGUCUUUACGUGGAUGGGGUGAAAACGGAACCGAAAUUAGAUUAAGAAAAGAUGUUAUGUUCUCAGAAGGUCCGCCAGUUCCAUUACCAAGACACUUGGCACCAAUCCCAAAAGCUCUUUCAAUUCGUUACUUGGACAUCCAGUUGUUAGACGGUCAAUCUGAAGAAGGCUUGCAACUUUAACUAACAUUACAUACUCGACAAGAAUAUUAUAAAAUCAUAACAAAUUGUUUAUUACUAUUUAAGAUAACAAUACAAGAUCAGCAAUAUAAAGGCACUAGUUUUUAUUGGCACAAUCUUACCAGUAAUGGUAACGGCAGAUGGCUGUUUAAAUACUAAGGAAGUACAUGUAUUGGCACUAUAAAUUUUACUUCAAAUUCUUAUAACUAUAUGGAAUGGUCAGUGAAUUUGGAUUGAAUUCUUUGUAUCGAUUAAAUUGUAAGGAAAGUAUUGUACUUCAAUUAAAUGUCACAGACACAUCUUAUUAAAAAAACUAAACCUGAAACAAUGUUAUACUCGUUAAAACAUGUAAAAUGUAAGCAACGUUUUAAAUCUUCGCAGAUUUACUUCAAACAAUUAACGUGAUUACAGCUAAACGUUUCAAUGUUAAAGGGGUCUCCUAAUCUAGUCAUCAAGUAAUCCAAUAAUGAAAAUCGCAGAUAUAGGUAAUCAGAUAUAGCAUUCGACAAAAAAAAAAACAUUUCCAUGUGACGUACAUGAUCCAGGCCGUUCCGCUGAUCCGAAACAGAAGAACGAAAAAGGUUCUUAAUCGGUAAGAGUGCGGCUACAGUUGGUAACAAAUCUAUUUAAAUAAUAAAAAAUUAAAAAUUUGUAAAAUAGCGAAACUUUGAAAUUUGACUUUUGAUUACUCCCUUUUCUUACAUUUUAACGACUGCAAAAAUAAAAUAUUUCGACUAAAUUCGGUCACCUGCUAGACGUGUACAUUUUUUGAACAGGUAUGGAAAAGUUGGACCAAUUUGAUCCAAUGGAACUGGAAAUAUCAUUAACGCCGUCAUAAAAAUCGUCUUUCCGAGAUAAACGUGGUAAAAAUUUAGGUUCCGAUGAAAUGAGUAUGCUUCUGUAUUCUUUCAUAGAGCUAAUUAAGCAGAUUAGGAUCGUAGAGGUAGUUUUUCCUUGUUGAAAAAACCCUCUGUAGGAUCUUCAAAAUAUCUUCAGCCUCGUAAUCGCGUAUAAACGUAUAAAGCAGUUGUGAUUCAGUCAUUUGCACGCACUCUUCCCUGUAGACCUUUAUAAUUGUUCUUUCAUUUAAUUGAACUUAAGGUAAUAUGAAAGGGUCAUUCUGUACUGCAGUUUGGAGAAAAGUUUUAUAAAUAUUUUGACGUUUGAUAUAUAAAAUGACCCUUUCAUAUCACCUUAAAUCAUGAGAAGUUACAAUAAAGAAAAUAGAUUUUUCCAGACCUCUAGACUAUAAGACCCCCUUAAAGCCAAGCACAGGUUAUCAGUUUGUACAAUAGUUGAGCAACAAUUUGAUCCUCCAAUGUUAACACUCACUGACAUACACAACUAAACCAUUAAUCAAUAAGGUCAAAAUAUGAACUGCUUAGUUACUCAGACUUUUAGCUGCGCAUCAGUUGUAAGUGAGACAACGCUGAUAUAGGUAUACGCAGAAUUAUUAGCGUAACUAAACUGCUGCGCACCUAAUUAAUGCGCUAGGCCUAAAAAAUGUACUUGCAUUCUUGACAUAAGUGCAUGUUAAAAUGGCAGGGUGGACCACCGUCAAUGGCAAGUCCUUCUAUUAUCUGUAAAAUCUUAUCACUAUUACACCAUUACUGCACUCAGCAAGGUAUAUGGUUAUGCAUGAUAAAAUAGUUUUAUACUGGCACAUGGCCCAUAAUUAUGGUCUCUAAUAGAGAAGGUACCGCUGCUACUACUUCUUUAAUUCUGCCAUGGCUUUUGGUUUAUUCAUUUAUUAAAAUACUUCGAUAUAUUGAUAUCUACAAUGGCUGAUAUACAAAAGAUAAAACGUUAUUUUAUCUGCACGUUUGUAUUGAAUGCACAGAACAAGUCGGUUAAAAAAUUAAUUUUACUCCGAUGCUUGAAAAUAUUGGGUAAAACUGGGAUUUAGGGGAACCAAUAUCGAUAAACUUGACCUUGAUGUAUGUUGUCAAGGUCACCCUCCUGAAUGACUUCCACAAGGUUUUAGCUCGCUCGUUGUUUGCUUGUUUGUUUCUCGUUGUUGAAUAUAC